GGGCUCGUUGAAGAUAAUUCUAAUGUCUUACCACUUACAGUAUUUAUGUUUUGUUUGUAUUAUCAGUAAACUUCAUAAGUUUUCGUAUUAUUCAAAUCAACACCGGAAACAUUUCAAAUGAUUUGCCUGUAUUGUUUGAAUGUGAAGUCACAUGGCGAUGUUUGGUUUUACUUCAGGGAGCUGGGAUCCAACGGAUUAGGCAAUAUUCCUCGGUCAGCGUUAAGCGGCUUGACUCAACUGAAAGAACUGCGUUUAUGGGGAAACGGUAUCGAGUCCAUUGACGCCGAUGUAUUUGAAGGAUUGCCGAACCUAACCACACUGUCCCUGAGGUCCAACAGGUUAGGCAAUAUUCCUCGGGCAGCGUUCAGCGGCUUGACUCAACUUACAAAACUUGAUCUCUACAAUAAUACGCUCGUCUGCGACUGCCAUCUGCGAUGGCUCAUUGUGACAGCUCAGGCCGGCGAGUCCAAUGUCACAGUAACGGGCGCUGUGUGUAGUGAGCCCGCGCACCUGAAGGGGCGUGAAAUAAGGAACGUCUCCCUAGCGGAUCUUAAUUGCAGCAUGUUCGACAAUAUUGAGAUAGUAAAGGCCCCCAAUGCCACAUACGACGUUGAGCCCAAUAUGAAGAUUGUCUUUGCCAUAGAUGUCAUCACGGACCCAUACUGGCAGAAUCAGAUUAGCUACAAAUGGUUCUGGUACUUGCCAGUUACCACGUCGACUGGUGACCAGAUUAUAGAGAAGCAGCCACUCCCACCCACCUCCAGCUAUGACAAGUACUUCAAGCUGUCACUGUCGGGCAAGGAGCUGAACUUAACAAUACCCGACGUGAAAACACCUGUAAUGGCGGACAAUACGGCCGAGUAUGAUCUCUACCAGGACCUCACGGAUGACAGGCUCUUCUCCAUCAAUAUCAGCCACAAGUUUGACCAUCGAGUGGUGAACUUCACUGUGAAAGGAAAGGAGCUGGAAAAAAAAAAGUCGUCAACAUCCCAAGCGCCUGUGUACAUCGGCAUUGUGCUCGGUGCCGUUGUGUUAGUUGUCACUGCUGCAGGUUUUAUCUUCAUAAGACAGAAGAGGCAUAACACCCCCAGCUCUCCGAUGGAAGACUCCGCACUAACUCCGAUAGAUGCUGGAAGAGGAUAUCAAAUACCGACAGACAGUAUCCAUAUGGGCAGCGAUGUUGAACCCAUUGCAGACCGUGAUAUACGGAUGUUAAUCGUUCGCUUCUUUAGAGGAGCCAGGACGAGAUUCUCACGAACUGCCCAAAGCCCAUCUUGUGUUCGCUGGUAAAUAUUUGUAUAUCGUCGCGGGAAAUUCACAUGAAAUAUAUUAUCACACAAAAAAUAACAACGGGAAUUUUGCAUCUCGUUAGAUCUAUGUUACGAGACCACAUAUAUCGCUAAAAGUUUGGAUAUUGCUAUAAGAAAUACUUAAUUGUUAUGGGUUUUCUCUAUUCUAUGAAAUAUUUUAAGACAUUUUGGUUGGUUUUGAGUAUUAAUGUUUCUUUACUAUAACGGUGUUUUGUUUGAAUAUACAUGAGUGAGUGGUAUAUAUAUCACGCCUCAAAAUGUUUCAAGUAUUUUACUAUGGGGCAUCUUAACAUAAUUAAGUGAUUUAAUUUAAAAAAAAAUCAAAUUAUAUGCUUUUAUUUGUUUUAAUUUUUAAUCACGGUGCAAUGAGUUUAAUGUUAUUGUUUGUUUACACUAUUGUCGUGCUUGAGUAGGUAUGAACUAAGUGUUUUGUUCAGCUAUUGAUGAACCGGUUUAAACAACAAAUGGUUACAAUGGUCAUUCCAUUGCGUUUAUCCAGUUUCAAUCAUGUUUUUGCCUACUGUUGUUCGGUUUAUCCAGUGUCAAUCAUGUUUUGUGCUUAAUGCUGUAUUAUAUGUAUUGUCUUGUAAAGCAUAGCCAAUUGGUCAUAUGCCUUUAAUUAAACACUAGCGGACACGGAUUUAUAUCCUGUUUAUGAUUCUUAAGUUUCAUUUCAUCUACAUAUAUAUAUUUGAUAAAAGCUGAUUAUUUGAAUUGCUUCUUGAUAUCUUUGUGAAACUACAUAAAACUUCUCUCGAUUCAUAUUCUAAGGGAGUAUUAUUGCGUGACAUAUUUUGUGCUUAAAUUAGAAAAUAGCUUAACGUAAAAUGUGAUAUACUUUAGGCAAACAUGUUAUAAACGCCAUUGACCAUAAUUUGCAUACCACAAAAUGCAAAAUGGCGGACACUCGAUAACAUUAAAAUGGAUAACUGUCAGUCUUCUUGGAUAAAAUAAUAUUCUUCGGUAUUUCACCAUUAAAUAUUAAACUUCACACGUUUUAUAUUAAAAAAAACAAUAUAAGUAGGAGACAUUAUUUAUUUUGUUAUGUCAAUAAAGAUUAUAAGUCGCCAUAUUAUGUUUGCUUAAUCUAACAUAACAGCAGUUUCCUUAAAAGUUAGCGCACUUGACGAACUCAUUGCAUGGAGAUUUAAAAAACAUAUAUUAUUGAACACAAGUCAAAAGAGCAUGCUGGUGGCAAUAAUGUUAUUUAGCCGAAUCGUUGCGUUAAGGAUCUGUUUUAUUUUGUGAAGAUUUACUUACAAUGUCAUAAGGUUGACACAAAAUAUGCGUGCAAGUGUUCGACAUAAAGAUUCCACCAACAAACUACAAGCCCGUCGACUUUUUGCUAUAUUAAUUGUUUGAAAUGGCAAUUGUAUCAAGUGAACUUCGCAAACAUAUUUUGACAGAUUUUGAUUCACGUCGAAGUAGUUGCUCUACACAGUAACUCUAUUUAUGUAUGUAUUUAACUUUAUUUUCUUACAAGUCGACUUGCAAAAUGCCGACUGGCGGUUAACUAUAGCUGUUAUUGGUUAUUAGCACUGUUGUAUGUGUACACACACAUAUUGUACAACAUAAUUUUUAUGUUAAGCUACACUGAACUUAAAUUGAAUGUAAUCAUACUCUCAGUCUGUUUCGCUUUACUUAUUAAGCAUGGAAUAAACUUGCGUAACGCGAUUACUAAAUUUCUUUAUUCUAAAAAUUAAUACUAAUCAUAAUACAAACUGAAGAUCAUGUCAGAGAUUUACACAAGUGCAUAUAUUAUACGAAAUGGUACCAUUCAUCGUUUACAUAGUAUAGAUAUGUAUACAAUGCAAUGUAUCCAUCCAAUGUUUUCGUCUUAUUUUACGAAUCAAUCUUUUAUUUUAAGACAUUGUUCCGAAACUGACGGUUUGACAACAGCACAGUUACUAUGUUUUAAAGCAUAUACUUUGUAUUUGCGUGCUCUUUUUUUAGUUGCUGAUUUUUUGCACUUAACUAACAGAUUGGUAAGAUAAAAAAUAAACCGUAUUUCUUUAUGAAAUGUUGCGUAUAUAUUGUACAUAGUGUUUUGUAUAAGAUGCUUAAGUCCCUUCCCCGUAUGUAUUGUCUAUAUUGGAAUAAUUAUGUAUAUUAUGUUCAAAGCGUCUAUGCCAACAAAAUUCGAAUAGCUGUAUUAUACACAUUUUAAAAACUUAAGUUAGUAACGCCAGUUUACAAUAGUCUAUAAUUAUGAACAUAUACUUGAAUUAACAAUAACUUUCUGAAAAAGAAACAAAACAACGUAGAUCGUGUUUGUUGGACUUUUUUGUUGUUAACACCCAACAACAUGUUAACUUUUUAUAUCGUCCGUUUAAUUUUAAUUUAAAUUGGUUUCCAUUUUUUAGUAUUUUUCUCAAUGUUUAUAUAUUCAUUUCUUAAAUGUUCUAUUAUUAUUUCGACGUUUGUAUAUUGUUUGAAUUGAUAAUUUCUUUAAAGUCUUAGAGGUUCUCAUAAGUCUGAUAAUUUGUUUCGGGAAUAUAAGAUGUUGGUUUUUACUCUCACGGUGGAUGUAUGGGUAUCAUUCUUUCCUACGGUAUAUUACAGUAUAAUAAAA
Molecule: messenger RNA, 3882 nt
Organism: Dreissena polymorpha
Lineage: Eukaryota; Metazoa; Mollusca; Bivalvia; Myida; Dreissenidae
Exons: 11
Coding region: 118-1290 (390 amino acids)
Cellular component (GO): plasma membrane
Molecular function (GO): protein binding
Source: RefSeq, a predicted model, not a curated record